CAUUUAGAAACAACAAUACAGAUGUUUUAACUCAGGAAGAGUUCAGAAAUCAAUAUUUGGUGGAAUGAUUUCAUCCAAAUACAGGGAAACUGUGCAGUGGUCUCUUAGUUUUAUUAUUUUUAUAUUUUUUAUUUAUUCAUUCAUUCAUUUUAACCCACUAAGACAAAAUGUCAUUAGAAUCAGGUGGAUUUAGAGACUCUGCAGGCACGUGCAGACAGAUAUCCUGCUUUAAGACAACCAAUUYGCAUUAUGAGAUCAGACAGAAAGAAGAGGAUGAGGAGGAGAGAAAAGGAGGCGCGAAGGUCAGCAUCUGUGUUAGACCACAGGCGGAGCCGAGGGAGACGCACAGAUCAGAGGUAGUUCAGUUUGACGGCUUGACGAGGAGCAAGAGGUCGUGUAAAAUAGCCCAGAGUUCCUGUUUACUGCAGUUUCGAGGUACGAUGACAACAAAGGUCAGCAGAUCACUUUUCCUGAAGCCCUUCUUCCUGAAGUCACCUGUCAGAGUGGUCCGCCCUCUGCAGCAGAGACGCCACACACUCCCCGCCAGCGAGUUCAGGAACCUCACACCACAAGACGCCAUCAGCGUCUUUGAAAUUGAGAAAGAAGCUUUUGUGUCUGUGUCAGGUGAGUGUCCGCUUACACUGGAUGAAGUGCUUAAUUUCCUGAGUCUGUGUCCUGAGCUGUCUCUGGGUUGGUUUGAAGAGGGACAGUUGGUUGCUUUCAUCAUCGGCUCUGGUUGGAACAAGGAAAGACUUUCACAGGAGGCCAUGACUCGACACGUUCCAGACACCCCCACCGUCCACAUCCACGUGCUGUCCGUGCACCGCCACUGCAGACAGCAGGGGAAGGGCUCCAUCCUUUUGUGGCGCUACCUGCAGUACUUGCGCUGCGUGCCAGGCCUCCGCCGGGCUCUGCUGAUCUGCGAGGACUUCCUGGUUCCGUUCUACCUCAAGGCCGGCUUCAAGCAGAAGGGCUCGUCGGAAAUCUCCGUGGCCAACUUGAGGUUUCAAGAAAUGGAGUAUUCGCUGGGUGGGCAGGCUUAUGCACGACGAAACAGCGGCUGCUAGUCUACAUUUUACUCCAAAUAAUAAAACAUGGACUAUGGACAGAGAAAAAGGAAGAAAUGUAGAUGUGAAAGGCCAACAUUCUGCAUAGAUGGGUCUUUUUGAUUCACUGAAAGAAGUCUUGAGUGAAGACAGAAAAAACAGUGGGUUCAUUUCUUUAAACAAAAUGUCACUUUUUGCAGCUUACAACGUGGCUUUGUGUUUUCAGCUUUGAGCUUAUGUUGUUUUUCAAUCAUUUCUAAUGUCGUUUGUGCUAACGAGGCAGUCACUGCUGAAACAUCCCUCAAAUUUGACUAUUUAUGAUUCUACUUUUGUCAAAAGCUGUAAUGG
This is a messenger RNA of Austrofundulus limnaeus, 1394 nucleotides long. RefSeq names its product arylalkylamine N-acetyltransferase 2 (gene aanat2). NCBI's taxonomy places the organism in Eukaryota, Metazoa, Chordata, Actinopteri, Cyprinodontiformes, Rivulidae. Gene Ontology annotation, cellular component: cytoplasm. Bases 168 to 1067 code for a protein of 299 amino acids. Gene Ontology annotation, molecular function: aralkylamine N-acetyltransferase activity. Gene Ontology annotation, biological process: circadian rhythm; response to light stimulus. The transcript is spliced from 3 exons. The record is from RefSeq and is a predicted model, not a curated record.